Encephalitozoon romaleae SJ-2008 is the source of this 2289-nucleotide messenger RNA. RefSeq names its product vesicle coat complex protein Sec21 gamma subunit. Gene Ontology annotation, molecular function: structural molecule activity. The record is from RefSeq and is a predicted model, not a curated record. Lineage: Eukaryota; Fungi; Microsporidia; Unikaryonidae. Bases 1 to 2289 code for a protein of 762 amino acids. Gene Ontology annotation, biological process: intra-Golgi vesicle-mediated transport; protein secretion; endoplasmic reticulum to Golgi vesicle-mediated transport. The transcript has a single exon. Gene Ontology annotation, cellular component: endoplasmic reticulum; Golgi membrane; COPI vesicle coat.
AUGAAAACAAAAGUGUUCACAGCAUUGACUGAACGCCAGCUACUUGAAGAAAUGAAUGAAUCUCUUACGAAGUCUCCAGUGUCAACUAGAAGUGCUGUAAAGGCUCUUAAUAAUUUGUUUUACAUGCUAAGCACAAGAAAGCUGUCCGAAGCAACGAUCAGAAAUGUAUAUGUUGCACUCUUAAAGGGAUUUCAAUCCAAGGAUCUCUAUCUGAAACUCUGUAUAUAUUCUGCCAUCGAAAAAAUGUCUAAACUUACUGAUGAAGGCUUAGUCGGAAUCAACGUACUAAUGAAUGAUUUAAAUGGAAAGAUUCCUGAUGAUGCUAAAGCAAUGACUCUGAGAACCUUAUUCUCCAUUAUACCAUUUGAAAUGGUUUAUGACUUUAGGAAGUAUAUAAAUCAGGCUUUUGUAUCAACUUCAAUGGCCAGAAGAGACAUGUCUGUUGUUGUGGCUUACAGAUUGCUUUGCGACAAUUUUACACAAGUAAAAAAGUGGCUAGAAGGAGUUGAAUUUACUGGAAGUCCUUUGAUGGACUACCACAUUGCUGGGUUUUUAGCACAAUCAAGGAGGCUUCAACUGAGCUCUGUUGAGAAUCUUAGAGGCCCUGCAGGGAUAGUUGGGAUCCGAAUGGCUGAGGAUGUGGUGAGGGAAAACAGUGAGGCACUCGUUAUUCUCAGAAAGUUCCUCAACUCGAAAUUCUGUGAUGAGGUUGUAUUCAUGGAGGCAGCAAAGAUAGUUUCGGGGCUUAGCGAAGAAUAUGGAUCACAGUUUGUUGAUCAAACAAUCCAGUCCUUACGAAUAUUUCUUAGAUCCACCAACAUGGUUCUACAGUUUACUGCUAUGAGAAUUAUCUCACAACUUGCACAGAAAUAUCCCCAAAAGGUUUCUGUCGCCAAUAAGGAAAUUGAGGAUCUUGUAUCGUCCGAAAACAAAUCCAUUUCCAUGUUUGCAAUCACUUCCUUGCUCAAAACAGGAACAGAAGAGACAAUCGAUAAGCUUGUGAACUUAAUUCCGAGCAUGGUUCAUGAUAUGAGUGACGGGUUUAAAAAGAUUGCAAUUGAGACGCUAGAGUCACUAAGUAACCUUUUUGAGUCGAGGAAAACACUGUAUAUCGACUUUCUAGGUAGCUCGCUAUUACAAAAAGGAGAACUGGAAUUCAAGAAAUACAUAAUUGAUGUCAUUUCAAGAGCUACAAGAGAUGACGAUACAAGAGAAAGAAUUCUCGAGAUUCUUUGCACAUAUAUUGAAGACUCUCAAUACUACCAAAUAACUCUGGACAUUCUUGGGAUACUCAGCAGAGAAAUUCCUAGAUCGAAAACGCCUGCAAAGUAUGUUGUUCAUGUACUGAAUAGACUCAUUUUAGAGAACAAUCAUGUAAGGGCAGGUGCGUUACAAUGUCUAUACAACAUCUCCUCUGUUGUUUCUCCAUUAACUGUUGAAAAUGCAAUGAAAAGAUGCCUUAAUGAUCAGGAUGAAUCAAUUAGAGAAAUUGCGGCCUUUUUGUUGAGAAAUAUGAAAUUAUCAAGAGUAUAUGAGCCUUUUAGCUUCGAUGAACUUGGAGAUCUUAAAGCCCGUGUGCUCCAGUAUGUAGGGAAGCCAUGUGAAGACAAAGAAGUUGAAAAGGAUCCUUUGAUAAAGAAUUGUAGAGAAUUGGUUCUUACAGAAGCCAACGGAGAUGUGCAGAUAAAAGUUAUUAAGAAGGUUUAUGAGGAUAAGCUGGUGUUUUCAUUUUCAUUGAAGAAUAACCUUGAAGGAAUUCAGAUAUGUGAUGGGAUGUUAAAUCUUGUUAGUUCUGAUUGUGAAAAGAGAAGCUUGAGUAUAAAGAUUGAUCAAAUAGACCCAUUGAGUUUUCUUUCCAUUGAAAGAGAAUGGGACGUAAAGGAAGGGUGCGUGAUUAAUGGUGCAUUCGACUACACCAUUUGUGUAGAGGGAGACAUGUCUGAUACCGAAACAGAUUCGAUUUCUUUUCAUCCCUUCCAGAUAACUGCUUUGGACUUCGUGAGGCCUGUUAGAAUAAUGAAAAACCCAGAGAAAAAGAAUGAGAUUACUUUUAAUCUCCAAGGAGAUAUCUACUCUGCAGGGAAAAAGGUCUUAGACCUUUUGAACAUGAAGAUAAUAAGCCAGGAGACAGAAAAAAACACGAUGAUAGUUCUGUUGCAUGGGGAGUAUUACAAAACCCCUAUCGCCAUACAUGUGAAUCUGGUCCAUAAUGUAGCCUGCAAAUGUGUUGUUGAUGUAUAUUGCGAUGAUGAGCAUGUGGCACAAAAAAUUACCAAACUAUUCGAUUGA